Molecule: messenger RNA, 4865 nt
Organism: Oreochromis aureus
Lineage: Eukaryota; Metazoa; Chordata; Actinopteri; Cichliformes; Cichlidae
Gene: creb3l1
Product: cAMP responsive element binding protein 3-like 1
Exons: 13
Coding region: 247-1782 (511 amino acids)
Biological process (GO): regulation of transcription by RNA polymerase II
Molecular function (GO): DNA-binding transcription factor activity, RNA polymerase II-specific; cAMP response element binding
Source: RefSeq, a predicted model, not a curated record
GGCGCACGCGAGGAGAGAGCUGGAAGAAGCGCCGACGUCUCAGCGACAGGCAACUGGAGGAGGAUGUGAAAAUUUGACAUUUGUCAGCGCUGACAGUGAGAGAGAGCAGCAGCAGCAGCUGGAGUCACACACAGGCGGUGCGAGGCCGUGUGAAAACAAACUGCCCGCUUUUUAAUGGUCUGACUUUAAUGGUCUGACGCACAGCUGUCCAUCCGUCCGGUGAGGUGCAGACAGACGCAGGCAGUCAUGAUGGACUCUAUCUUAGACAGUUUAACAGCGGAGAAACUCUAUCCGUCCGGAGGGACCAACCUGUUGGACCUGGAGGAACUCAGCGACGGAGAUUUUCUCACUAAUGUGCCUUUCUCAGGUGACCAGAUGGACGACUUCAGCAGUGAAUUAUUUAACAGUUUCUUCGACGACCAUGUAUUAGAGCGACCCCUACUGGCAGAAAGACCUUCAUUUUUACACAUUGACAUGGACAGCAGCCCAGAUAUUCAAGCAGAGCACAGCUACUCCUUGAGUGAAGACUCAGCCCCCCAGAGCCCAGCCCUGUCAGUCAAAAUGGACCAAGACUCUGAGUUUGAGUGGAGCUUCAGCCAGGACCUAUCAGCUAUCUUGGUGAAGCAGGAAGAGCCUGAUGUUGGCCAAAGGUUAGAUCCUCAGCCUUUGGAAGCCCCGCCUCUCAUAUUAAGCCCCGCCCCUCCACACAGAGGCUCACCAUGGAAACACACGGAGCGCAGUCAAGAGGAUAUGAAGCCCAUUGCUAUAAAAGAUGAACCCAGAGAGAUUGGACAGUACCUCAGCCUGCCCAGCGAUGAUGCUCUCCAGCUGCCGCCCACCCCUCCCAGCAGUAACCACGGCGACAGUGAUGGCUCACUGCCCCCCUCCUCCCCACACCUCCCUCUGCCGCCGUCUUCCCCUCAACCACAACAGAGGCCAGGAGGUCGCGCCUCGUCCUCGUCCUCAUCUUCUUCGGCCAUCUCCUCUUCGCCCCUCCUCACCGCGCCGCAUAAACUGCAGGGUUCGGGACCCCUCAUGCUAACAGAAGAAGAGAAGAGGACCCUGGUUGCAGAGGGUUACCCGGUACCUAACAAACUUCCUCUCACGAAGAGUGAAGAGAAGGCACUGAAGAGAGUCAGACGAAAGAUCAAAAAUAAGAUCUCAGCUCAGGAGAGUCGGAGGAAGAAGAAAGAGUAUGUGGAAUGUCUGGAGAAAAAGGUGGAGAAUUACACAUCAGAAAACAGCGACCUGUGGAGAAAAGUAGAACACCUGGAGACAGCCAACAGGUCUCUCCUACAGCAGCUGCAGAAGCUUCAGUCGCUGAUUUCAGGGAAGGUCCUCCCCCGUUCGUGUAAAAUGGCCUCAACUCAGACAGGAACAUGCCUCAUGAUGAUGGCCCUGUGUUUUGUCUUGGUGUUGGGCUCCUUCUCUCCCUGCAUUUCUCCCCUCUCCCUGGUCACUCACACCUCCUCUUUGCCCUCCUCCCCUGCUUCUUCUCAGUCCUCCCCCGCUUCUUCUCAGUCCUCCCCCUCUUCUCAUUCUUCUCCAUCUGCGGACCUCUACACCACCAGUCAAGUCCGCUCCCGCAGCCUGCUCUUCUACAACGAAGAGGCUCCACUGGAGGAGAGUUUAGUGACAUCAGAAGGAGAGAGGCUACAGUCAGAAGGCCACUCCCACAACCAGAUCAGCCGAUACACAGCUGACGGCCACAGCAACCAGACAAGCGGGUCCAAGAUAGAGCGGAGAGAAACAAAACCAGAUGGAGUCUCUGAGUUUUUCUGACACAGCUCAACCUCUCCUCAUCUAACUUCUCAGCCCUGAAUCCCUCCAAAGCACCCCGAUGCUCCAGGUUGCUGAAAUCAACAUCCAGCUGGACCAAAAAACGUUUUUUGUUAGUUUGUUAGAAAAUCCAUUAUCAUCAUCUCCUCUAGUGAGCUUUGAUUAAGGCUCCCAUCCUACACCUCUGUUACCAUGCCUUUAUCUACAGCUUCACUUCUCUGCUUUAACAGACUCUGUUGUACUUGAAUGUUCUCGAUUUUAAAUAGACCUUCGUGCUGGAAUCUCCAUUGUUAUGCACAAAAAAGAAUCUUGCAUCACUUUAAAUACUCAACUAAUCUUUUUUUUAUAGUUAGUUAUUAAAAAAUAGUUUAUAACCCACAAAACAUUAAAAACACAGUCGCCUUACUAAACUUUAAAGAACCUGCAGUCAGAGCUUAUAGAUUUGAUUGGCUUAAACAGGCCAUGAGCACAAAAUAGCCACAGCUGCUAAAAUGAAAGGCGUAUAUGAGCCACUUAUGUUGUGAUCAUGCGUAAAGACCUUUUGUGUUACUUUGUCAGACAGCCCUAAAGAUGACCAUCUAAAACAGUUGUUUCCUGUUUCCAGAAAUAUAUUUAAUUCCUCCCCAAAACAAAUGAAGUGUAGCAUUCCUGUUCACAGCAAAGCAACACGGUCUUUUUGCAAGAGCAAACAGAAAGAAUUAUGGGAAUGUGGCUGAAAGAAAUGUUUAAAAAAAGGCAGUGCACAUUUAAAAACAGUGAAAACUUGAUUGACGUCCACUGUGGGAUUCUAGUUUUUAUCAUGUAGUUCUUGUCCAAGAUGCUCCUGAUGUACCACAUUAGGUUGGUUAACAAAGCACGAAGGGCUGCAUCUGCUUAAUAUGUCAUCAGUGUGUAGAUUUAUUAAUUAACAUGCAUUUAGAAAUAGUAAUUUUUCCACAGUCUGUUGUGUUUUUAGGUCAUCUCUCCUCUGCUCUCUGUUUCACCGUAUACAUGAAAGCCCCUCCUGUACACACAGAGUGGAGCAGAGCAGUUGACCUAAAAGGAACAUUUGUAAUAGGAAACACAUUUAAGCCAAGUGUGAAAUAGAUAACAGCAUGUGUAAGCACCAACACAAACUAGGCAUCAACAUAUGCUUUUGGAAGCCGUGCCAUUCUGAAAGUGCCUUCCACUUCGCUCGGUUGAAUAUGACCAACUUGGCCUUACACCUAGUCCCGCAUGGAAACACAGACCUGAAAAUGUUCCUCUAACUAAACUAUUUGUUUAUUCUGUUGCAGAAAAUGGAUGAAUCAUCUUUUUUAAUCUGGGUGAAACCUUUUUAUUUCACAUUCCUUUACGCAUUUGAGAUCACAAGAGUCACAACUUGUUUGACAAAGAUCUCUCUUACAGAUCAAAAAAAGUUUAGCUUAGCGCAAUCAACACAGGGUGUGGAUCUUUUAUCUGGCUUUAAGAAAAAAAUCAUUUGCAUUACGCUUCAGCUUUUUUACAUCUGACAUUUGAAUUAUUUUUUCCAGCUCUGACCAAAAUUCUGCUCUGUUUCUUUUGGGAGAGAGAUCAUAUUUUCAUACCGAGGGAUCAUAAAGAGGUUGGGGAAACAUGACAAAAGUAUUUUUAUGAAAUUAUAAAAUGUAUAUGUAAUAUAUUUGCAGCAUUAAAAAAGAGCAUAUUUAAUUUAUGCAUCAAAAAAAAAAGUUACUUUAUCUUAUUGUCUCCAUUUUUUUAAAAUAAUGUUUUAAAAAAAGCAUAAAAAUACAACUUAUAAUAUAUUCUGAGCAUCAAAAAAGAGCAUAUUUAUUUUAUGCAAAAAAAAAAAGGAAACGAGGAAAUAGUGCUACGUUGUGUUUUGGCAUUUAGGAUGAUGUAAAGUUUUACACGCUGAUUCAUCAGGUGUAAAGCUUUGACAUGAUCUGUUUCUGUCUUUUAACUGUAAUACAGUGUUUAUGUUCCACUGCUGUCGCAUGAAAAUCUCUGAGGGUUCCUCCCAGUAAUUUGACCAAAAAUAAUCUCCAGAAUAUAAGAAAACAAAAUAUUUGGGAAAAAAAGGUUUAAUUUCUAUAUAUUUUUUCUUUUUUUGGUAAUGAAAUGUAAAAAGUAAACUUUGAAUAAACAACACAAAAAGUAUACCAAUCCUGAUAUAAAAAUGUGGUCGUGCGACAGCAGUGUAUGUUGUAUUUAUUCCUGUUUGUAGAAAGUUUGUAUAUAUUGAUGAAGCCAUUUAAAGGACUAAUACAUUCCAGGCAGUAAAACACCACUAGUUUUGUUAAUUACAUAACUUGGUUGAAAACUGACUAAAAAAAAAAACCUUAUUAUAUCAUCACCACUAUUUUGACAAGGUUCAAGAAACAGUGAAAAAAAACACCCUUAAUGACUGGUAUUCCUUCAAAAUAAAAGCCUUAUCCAUUAUUCAAAUCCUUUAAGAACGUUCUGCCACUUCAAAAUCAAUUUUAAGCGCCAAACAUUUAGCUACCACAGAUUUUCUGCUUUUCUUACUCACGUCGUCUGUAUCCGUUUCACUUUGUGACUGUUUCGUCAUGCCGCACAUGCUCCAAAAAAAGAAAAAAAGAAGAAAAUCAUGUGACUGCAGCCUGUCAUUUUCACCCGUGAGUCUUAAUGCACCGAUGUACAUAAAAAAAAAAGACAACUUAAUGUGCAGUUGUUGUAAAUAAGGGUCUUGUUUUUGUAUUGUGACAUAGUCCAAGAUCUUAACCUGUGGAAUCUAAUGGGGAAAAGAAAAUUAGCGGGGUGGGAUUUAAAAAAAGGAAUAAUGGGGCGGGUAAUUUUUUUCAACUUGUAAAGAAACCUGGAUGACGAAACAGCUGCACACAGUUUGAAUAGUUGUAAAACACCAGGAGGUGCUUGAUUAUUCCAAUCACUCCAUGAAUAUUUGGAAACUAUUUGAAUGUCCUGAGAGAAUAAUCAAGCAUUUCCAGAGUGUUCAGUUAUUUGAAAUGUGUAUGGAUAUGUCACCUUGGUUUGCUGUAUAGCGUCUUGCAUGUUCCUCCAUACAUAAAUAUAUAAAUAUAUCUACGUUAUCUUAGUAUAGUCAGUAGAGUAGAAUCCAGCAAAAUAUUAAAAAACUGCAUCAGCAA